Messenger RNA from Pelobates fuscus (common spadefoot toad), 1220 nucleotides. It is a transcript of the gene PPP1R27, whose product is annotated as protein phosphatase 1 regulatory subunit 27. Bases 456 to 911 code for a protein of 151 amino acids. The record is from RefSeq and is a predicted model, not a curated record. The transcript has 3 exons. Gene Ontology annotation, molecular function: phosphatase binding. Lineage: Eukaryota; Metazoa; Chordata; Amphibia; Anura; Pelobatidae.
GUCACUGCACCCAAGACAUCUUCUGUGCGCUCUCGAGCUGAUUUCUUAGUCUUGCUGUUGUGACCCUGAGAAGCUCUGAGCAGCAGCUGCUCCUCUAAUCAGUUGACCUGGUAAGAUGAGCCUCCCUUGAACUGUAGUGGGCGUCUGUGCUGGUCGCUUGCCUUACAGUGCGAUGAGAUGAGUCCCUUAAAUAGAUGGGAAGGCAGAGCUAUAAAAGGGUUUUUUUUGUGCCGCUGCCUUUGGUGUGAGCAGCGUUUUGUUGGAUUGCUAAUCUGCGUUCAGAUCCAUGCCGGAGCCAGACAUAGGCAGCCUUGCGGCAAAAACGCUAAAUUAGGACCUUUAAACCACGUUCCGUGGGAAGGGAGAUCUACACAAUUCUGUGCAGGUGGAUAAGAAACCCCUCAGAGCUGGCGCUAAGUUCCCCUUCCGCAGCCCCUGAUCACGGCAUCCUCAGAAUGCGGUAUUACCCCACCCGCCGCACUGCACGCAGCCUGAGAUCAACACGGACUGUACGUUUUCCAAAUGAUAUACUCUUUUUGGACCAUAUUCGUCAGGGCGACCUGGAGCAGGUUGGGAGAUUCAUACGGGCCAGGAAGGUGAAAAUUGAUACAAUUUAUUUAUCAGGUAUGGCUGCGCUGCACGAAGCAGUACUUUCAGGGAAUCUGGAAUGUGUAAAGCUGCUGAUAAAAUAUGGAGCUGACAUAGAGCAAAGAGAUGAGAAUGGAUGGACCCCUUUGCACAUGGCCUGCAGUGACGGGCACCCACACAUUGCCAGGUAUCUCCUCGCUCUUGGAGCACGACAAGAUGUUGUAAACAGCGAAGGGGAAACACCAAGUGAGCUAAUAGACUCAGACUGCGAGGAGUUAGUACAAAUCUUUAAACCAAGAGGUGGUGGAGCAGACAAGGAAUAAACCCCAGGUCAACAUCCAGAGGAGGCCUUUCUAAUGUGCUGCCCCCUAGUGGUGGCGAGGCUUUAAUACAGCGGACUAUCAAGGUUUCCUCUGGAUCUCUUAAAUACAUUAAUCCUUCUCAGAUCCGAAGAGACUCUCUGUGAUCAGCCAAAGUCACAAGGUCUAUAAUGGGUCAAAUGAACUCAGUACGACAUCACGUCUUGAAAUAUCGUUUUUAAAUGUCUGUCGCGCUUUGAAAAAUCAGCAAAUCAACCAAUGGUGUUUGGGGUGGGGUAUUAGUUACAUGACAAGAAUAUGGUUGCCUUCAAA